AUGAACAGUGGAUUUGGCAAACGAUCAUGGGACAGUAUGAACAGUGGUUUCGGUAAACGCGCCUGGGACAGUAUGAACGGCGGAUUUGGAAAACGAGCGUGGGAUAGCAUGAACGGUGGGUUUGGGAAACGAUCUUGGGACAGUAUGCGUGGAGGCUUUGGAAAGCGCGACGGUCUCAGUGACGACAGCGAGGAGAUGCGAGACGACGGACUGGAGAUAGAGCACCUCCAGGACGAAGACUCGGCCGAGGAGGCGCAGUCGCUGCAGAAGCGGGCAUCGGAUUGGAGCAGCCUGUCAGGAGGUCGGUGGCCCCUAUCUCAAAAAGCGCGAUCCUGCGACGACGGAUACCAAAGUAACGCAAUCUACAACGAUGGAGCAUUGCCGGCAGGUUCCUGGGGCAAGAGAGAAAACUGGAGGAGACUUAAAGGACUGUGGGGGAAGAGGUCUGCGGGCCUGGACUCUCUGGAUAGCUCGCAGACUUUUGGCGAUGACGAGCUUUGAGGAAGCGGAGGGUAAGGACUAGCCAGCCACCGGCACCAUCUCCAGAUGAUUUACAAGGACCUACAAUCAAUUGGCUGAAGAUAAUGAAGAUAUUGUAGCUGAUUCCUGAGAUAUUUUCGCAGCAUUGAUUCGGAUGAAGAAACUUUGUAGAAAUAUUGUUAUUGAGGGUUGUAAACUGAUGUUUAACACAUAGCCACAUAUCUGGGCCAAAAACAGCCACCAGCAGCCACAUUGUCUAUCCUUUGCCUUAGACAAUUGAGUAUUACAUGAGUUGGCUGGUCUAUCCUCUACUUCCUCGAAUUAAACAUCUGAUGUGAUGUAUAAUUAGAAGCAAGGCGUUUCUUAUAUGCUACACUCUUUGUCCUGAACAGUUUCCCCUUUAGUUGUGGUAUGUUCCACCAAUAUUUUGCUUUCUAACAGAGCUUUUGUGUAAAAUCAUUAAUUUUUCAAAUACAAUAUUAUUGUACUCCUAUUUUUCUUUGAUAUCUUCCCUUUUAUUAAAUUUGCAUGGUUCUCAUAAGAAAAUUGUCAUUUACCUUGUGUAUGAUUUUGUGGAAAAGAAGAUAAAUAAUCUAGGACUGUAUGUAAGCCUUGUUUUAUCUAAGAUCGCAUUGUCUCCAAAAGUUCAUGCUCAUUUCAAAUUAGAUUUGUUCUGCUGUGGACCCGAGUUGAACAAACCUUUCUUGAAAUGCAAUAAGAUAGCAAAUUCAAUUUAAAAGAAGGACACAAACACACCUAUUUUUAUGUUGUGAAUGUACCUAAAAGUAUAUAGAUUAUUGAAGCGUUUGCAUAAGCAUCUAUUAUGAUAAGUGGGAUUAAUAAUAAUCACUAGCCAAUUCCGUAGGAGGUGAAGACCAUGUACAAGUCAUACUGUUAAGCAAAGUCAUUUUUAAGACCAAGAACGACAAUGCUUUAACUGUACUUGGAAACUGUUGGCUUUUGUGAAGACUACAGAUUUAUCAUUAACUGUACAUAUGUGGAAGGCGAUACAAUACUCAUCAUGUCAUAUAUAUUUUGUUGGUUGUGAGUGUUUAAGAUCUAACAAAGAUAAAGAAGUAAUA
Messenger RNA from Frankliniella occidentalis (western flower thrips), 1562 nucleotides. RefSeq names its product prothoracicostatic peptide-like. NCBI's taxonomy places the organism in Eukaryota, Metazoa, Arthropoda, Insecta, Thysanoptera, Thripidae. The record is from RefSeq and is a predicted model, not a curated record.